UGGAAUCACGGCUGCUGCGCGGACGACGCAACUCGGAAAACAAUAACAAAAAGAAAGAAGGAAAGAAAUACGGAAUAAGGGGACAAGGACAAAAAGUGUUCGCGCGCUGUUCCCGGGGGCUCGAGACGAGGUGACGCGGGUCGUGAUGGAGAGCCUGGUGCACUACAGCAGCCCCGCCCACGCUGUCUCGUUACUCGGCGUGCUAAACGAGCAGCGUCUAAAGGGCCAGUACUGUGACGUGAUGUUGAUGGCGGGUGAACAACGCUACCCGGCCCACAGGAGCGUCCUCGCCGCCAGCAGCGAGUACUUCCACACUCUGUUCUCCGGGAGAGACUCGGAGAGCCUAGACGUGAUUCAGCUGGACUUCUGCGAGCCCGAGGCUUUCGAGAUCGUGCUGAACUACAUCUACUCCUCGUCCCUGUUCGUGGACAGAGGAAGCCUUGCGGUGAUACAGGAGCUGGGGUACAGUUUAGGAAUCCCGUUCCUGACUAACAUAAUGUCCACCAGGCCUCAGGUGUCUUACUGCGUGACUCGAAAGAGGCUGUUCUUUCCCCAAGAGGACGACGGGUCGUUCACAAAGAGGAGCGUUAUAGUACAACAAGGUGGCAUGGGCGUGGCCCACAGAGAGAAUGCGAUUCCCCACGGAAAAGUGUCCAGGCAUGCACCAGAAGAGACUCGGUCCGGAUCGGGUCCGGAUUAUCGUCCGUCGAGACAUGUUAAGACGACGGAAACGGGGAUGAAUCUUAGCAAAAACGCUCCCAAAGAACCAGAGGACGAAUCGAAACCUGUCGUUCCGUCUUUGCCGUCCAUCCUCAAGGGCCGUGCGGAGUACAGAUCGCCCUCGGCGAGGCCGCAGUUGACCUCUUCGGUGUCUUUCAGCGAAACCAUACAGCACUUAAACUCUGAUCCUGCCGAUGACCCGGCGGGGGAGGUGAAGACCGAACAGACGUACGAUCCGAAAUCGGUCUCCGGAACACAGCAGGGAGCGCAUAACCAAACCGUAGACCGGAGCGGGCCGCUUAUUAAAAGCCUGCUUCGUAGAUCCUUAUCCAUGGACAGUCCGGUUCCUGUUUUCUCUCCGGUUUUGGAGCUGAAGGACCCGCAGAGCAGGGAGCAGCCCGUUGUAAAAUCGGAGACAAAAACGGCAGAGUCGCCGUCUUCCGGGAGCAAACAUCACCUGCCGCCGCUCGUUCUCAGGUCCAAACAGCAUAACCUGAUGGCCAGGGAAGACAAGGAGGCUCAGGGAGAGGACAGGGUGACGGUCAAAACGGAGGCCAGCAGCCCGCUGGCCGAUCCUUCUGAAAUCAUACGGGUCACAGUAGAGGACAAUCUGCCUGUCAACUUUAGAGAUUUCCAGGCUAACUUCGACGAAAGUCCUAGAGGGUACUUCAGUCCAUCUGUGAAAAGGAGGUUACCGUUGGACAGUAAUUCGAACACGUUUAAACGAUCCAAAGUCACGAACGAACACCAGUUCACGGAUGAAGACGGCGUGGUCGACGAGUCCACUCGCGGCAUGGACGAUCAGGAACCCGGGGAACCGAGGCCGACGAAGAUGUUUAAAUGCUGGAGCUGCAUGAAGGUGUUCAGGUCAAACGCAGGGCUUUACCGUCACGUGAACAUGUACCAUAACCCGGAGAAGCCGUACGCGUGCGACAUCUGCCACAAGCGCUUUCAUACCAACUUCAAAGUGUGGACGCACUGCCAGACCCAACACGGCGUGGUCCAAAACCCGGCGGCUUCUUCCAGCUCCUACUCUGUGCUGGAUGAGAAGUUCCAGAGGAAACUCAUAGACAUAGUGCGAGAGCGGGAGAUAAAGAAAGCCUUGAUCAUGAAGCUCAGGAGAAACAAGCAGGGCCAUCAGGCUCAGCCGUUUGCCAAGAAAAGCCGGAGGUCGAGGUCUUACGGAUGUCCCUAUUGCGGGAAAAUGUUCUUCUUCCAGUCGCAUUUCAAGCUGCACAUGAAGGGACACACCGCUGAGAGAGCUAGCAUGGACGCACAAGACGAGGAAGGUCUACGUGAGCGGCAGGAGCAAACGGGACACGUCAAGGAGAACCAGGACAAAGAGGUUUUCCCGUGCAGGCUCUGCAACGUCAAACUGUUCUCCCUGAGCGAGCUGGAGGAUCACGAGAGAGCGUGUCGCUACGCAACCGUCUGUCCUUACUGUGGCCUCAGGUUCUCCAACACGCUGGUGAAAAAGGAUCACGAGGCUCACUGCAAGUACAAAAAGCUGACCUGCCUCGAGUGCAUGCGCACAUUUAAGUCCUCCUUCAGCAUUUGGCGCCAUCAGGUCGAAGUUCACAACCAGAACAUGAUGACCGUCAGGGAGCAGCUGACCCUCGGGUACCACGAGGUUAACCAAGAGGCGGCGGAACUUGCCGGGGCACCGCUGCCUCCUAAAGAGGCGCCGAGAGACGACGCGACGUACGGCGACUCCGAGGACUCGUCUUCUUACCUCCCGGAGGAUCUGAGCUCGUCUCAUAAUCAGGGCAAGCUCAUCGUAAAAGAGGAGCCGCAGGAGGAACCGGUGACGGACAGAGAAGCCUCAGCUCCCGAGGAACCUGGCGUGCGGCCUUGUGAGAAAUGCGGCAAACUCUUCGGCUCUCACAAAGCCCUCGAGCGCCACCAGGAGCUUCUCUGCCACAUCAAGCCCUUCAUCUGCCACAUCUGCCACAAAGCGUUCCGGACCAACUUCCGCCUCUGGAGCCACUACCAGUCCCACAUGUCCUCGUCUGAAGAGCCCUCGAGCAGACAGACGGACAGACCGCCGUGCUCUCCACCGCCGUCUCCGACUCUUACCGUCUCCACCCAAGAGCCUCCGCCCUCACAAGCGUCUUCACCAAAAUCAGGUCAAACCGGAGGUCCCGUCUCGGAGGAGGAGCCUCAGACCCUGACGUCUUCUCUGUCCAAAUCCGAAACCCGAGAGGAGCAGGAAAAGUCAGGCGGAGAUUUCUCUCGUUCCAGGUCGGACAGCACCGAAAACCCAGCAACUUCUCAGGAAUCAGACACGCUCUUUUAUCACGCGCCGACGCUGUCUGCUCUGACGUUUAAGAGGCAGUACAUGUGCAAACUCUGCCACAGGACCUUCAAGACUGCCUUCAGUCUGUGGAGUCACGAGCAGAGCCACAGUCACAUCUGAACACGUCAUUCGUUUACACCGAGAUCCGGAUCCCAUCUCUCGUUAGAGGAGUCUCCGUCAACCCAGACGCAGCCGAGCAGCCGCGAUGCGUGCGGUUAAGUUAAAUAACACCCAUGCUUGAAAAAUGAAUUGGAGGCGGGGCUUGGGCGAUGUAUUCAAGAUGGCGGCCCGCAUAAAUAACGUUCAAGUGUUCAGCUGCACAGUUUAGCUUUUAUCUUAGGGUCUAAAGAAACACACUUCACACACAGAUCACGUCUCGAUUGCGUUUGGGUUGACCGAGACGGUGACAUUUCCCCACACACACACACACACACACACGCUCGUACACGUAUACAUACUCCUACACUCAUUUUGAGUUUUUUUCUAUACUUCAUGGUGCAUCAGUGAACAAUGUGUACAAAUGCAGAUGUUUAUUUCUCAUUUCUGAUUAUAAUCUCCUCCUCAUCCAAACUGAUGAUAAUCUGCUUAUAAAACCCUGCAAUAACUCUGUAAAAGUGCUUUACGUAGGAGUCACGCUCGUUACUCGUCUCCGUGGCCUUUUCUUCCUCCUUCGUGUUUAUGGAAGAUGAUCAGAAAGGCACGUCAAAAAACCCAAACCCAAAGGACUGUAGUGUUCAGGGCAUGAUGUUGUUUAUUUCCUCCCCAUUCUCUAAUUAUGUGUGUAUAUUUUUAUAUAUACAGUACUGUGCAAAAGUCUUAGGCAACCUAAUUUUUUUUUUUUGAGUGAAAUGUUAGAGAAAAUGUCAGUAUGUCAGUAAAGAAAGCAGCGUAUUACGUGAUAAGAGACACUUUUCAGAUUUAAAAAAAACACACACACACACAUUGAAGGCUGCUGGGUUUCGCUGCACAAAUAAGAAGCGAGUCAACGUCUCCAGAAGAACCGUGUCUGGUUCUGCAAGACGCUCAAUUAAACUUUCAGCUCGUUUGCUUAUAAAACUGCACUCGUUCUACCAGAGACUCCUUGUUUGUUUGUUUGUUUGUUUUUUAAAGCAAAGGCUCGUCACACCAAAUUAUUACCAUGUAGUUGUUUGUUUUUUUUAAUGGAGAAACAUUUCAAUUCAUUAUUUUCGAAGGCAUCUUUGCUCUACAGCAUUUCCUUGCAUGUGCCUUUUGCAUAGUACUGUAUAUUUAUUAUUUCGUAUUACAUUGAUACAGCCUUUAACCCACGACCCGUCUGAGUGAUGGAGCUUUACGCCAUGGGUUUGCUUGAAAAAAGUCCAAAAACGGGAUUUUGGGUUGCCUUACUGCAUCAUAUUCAGAAAAUAACAAGAGCCAUUUCACGCCGGUGUUUAAUUUCUGUUUGGUGAAGAGUAUUAUUAUUAUUAUUAUUAUUAUUAUUAUUAUUAUUAUUAUUACUAUUACUAUUAUUCAGUCUGUACAGGAUUUUGUGGAGUUUUUUGUGAUUGUUUUGGCCAAAAAUGCUUGAUAUAUACUGCGCUAAUUUAGUUAUUUUUCCCUCAAAAUUUGCGAUGCAAUUUGCAGAUUUUUUUUUUUUGUUUUUUAAAAAAAAAUUUUUUUAACAGAAAACGACUCGAAUCAGCGAAAUCGCAGUCGCACUAAAUAGUCCUGCACGCUCUUUCGCAGUGAUUUUUGUCGGUAAACGAGACCUUAUAGCUAGGGAUGCACCGAAAUAAAAAUUCUUAUACCGAAUAUAAUGAAAAACUCGUCCAAAGGCCGAAUAACGAACACGUUUUUUUUCACGUUUUUUUCCAUUUAUUUUGCCAUUUUUUUCACCGUUUUUUUUCACCACUGCAUAAAUUAAAUAGUCAAAAUGUGCUUUUUACUAUUUUGUCUUGCUUUUCAAAGAAAAAAAUCAUUUACAAAAACUACAAUUUCAAAAUAUUUAUUUAACACUGAACAUUUUUUUUUCAUUCCAGCAGGCAUCGGCUACCAACAAGGCACAAUAUAACUUUAAAUAAAUAAAUGAGUAAAAUAAAAAUAUUUUGAUGCGGUCAUCUUUGAGCCCCUUAAUAGCUGACGUUAGGCCUAUAACUGACUGCCGAAAGAAUGGAACGCUCUGUAGCCUACAACUAAAAAGUGCAUUGACGAGUGCAGAAAAUGGUUCCAUUGGGUUCUAUACGGCUGGUUAUAUUGGGGAUAUAUACCUCUCGCGUCCCUGUACACCUCGCCGAGUAUUAGAGGAGAUAUAGUACAGUUAGAUACGUUGUUAAUGUUAUGUCCCUUGAUAGAUUUGGUUAGUUUAAACUAUAGAUUAGUUCAUUUAGUCCCCGCUGGUGUUUCCGCUCCCAGUCCAUAGUACUAGCUCACGUUUCUUGUUUUGUGUUGUGACCCUGUUUUCUGAUUCCUGCUUUGCCCCGUUCAUGCCUGUUUGCCGGUCGCCCGACCCUUUGCCUGUCUUGACUACGUUUUUUGGAUUACGAUUCGGAUCUGUCUCCCUGCCCUUAAAUAAAUACGUCUUUACCUGCUUCCGUACUCUACUCCCUUACGUCUCACAACGUGACGGAAUACUCCGGAACAGAAACAAAACAAACGCACGUGUCCACAGUAAACAAGCGUGCAAGCGCGCGCCCCCUCGUCGAGGUGGUGACAUUCCCGCGUCUCACUCUGGUUGCUAGGCUAUUUGGUCGCAUCAUCAAACACGUCAUUGUUCGGUCAAAUGUAUUCGGCCUUUUCACUUAUUUGAAUAAUUUCGGUUGCCGAACUUUUGCUGCAUCCCUACUUAUAGCCGCACGUGAAUCGGAGAGCGCUUUGGCCGAACGUGCGUCAUGACGACGCGCGUGCCGCGUUUCGGCCCGAAUCUGCAUAAAAUUCGCAUUCUUUUUUUUUUUUAAUUGUUCAGAAUAUUGUGGCAUUGCCUUGAUUCCAUGUUAAUUUCUUCCAGCGCAAAAUCCUGGAGGGACUGAGUAAUAUUAUUAUUGUUGAUCAUUUUAACAGCGUGUUCUUCAGUCAGAUGAAAAUCAGUGUAUGAGAUUUUGUUCCUUUAACGGUGUUUAAGUGUUGAAGACUAAAAUGUGUUAUUCUGAAUUUACAGUACAUUUAUUCUAUUUUUUUUUUUUUUUUGAGUGUGUGCACAUUUACACACGAAAGUAAAAUGUGCUCGUUCUUUGUUUUUUUUGUUUUUUUUUACUUUAGAUUUUUUUAAUUUAUUGCUUAUUUUCACUAUUCUGAAGCAAAGACAGAUAUACUACACACACACACACACACACACACACACACACACGUACGCACGCAUGCGCAUAAAAUGCAGUAGGCAUGCGCCGAUAGUAAAUUUUCACGAUCAAUAACGAGCUAAUAUUUUACGUAAUUAUUCCAAAGUUGUGUUUAAAGUCCAGUACGUGUAUACAAGUGUUUUGGAGAUUCAGAAUCGUUUAUAUAUACCGUGCUCAUGUUUUUAUUCUCGCAAGUUACUCAUUAAUGUCUCAGCUUGGAUAUAAACACACUUUAUUUAAAUGGUGUAUGAUUAUAGAGCUAUAUGCAUAUAUACAUAUAUAUAUACGGUUAUGUUUUUAUAUUAAUAUAUAUAUAUAUAAUAUCUCGUGGACAUUUUUGUGCAGUGAGAUAAACUCUGGCAUUUGGAGAAAUAUUUUCUUAUAUUUACAUUAUUAUAAGUCUAAUUCCAAACAAACAAAGUAAACCACUUAUGGUGACGUGAAAAUGACAUCGGCACACGCCUGGCGAGCGGCGUUAACCGUUCGCUCGUCUUUUCCGGUUGCGUGGAUGAGUGUUUUGUUUCGUUUUCUUCUUUCGUUAACGCUUCAAUACAGCGUGAGAACGAUUCUAUUACGGUACUGUAUCAGUACUUCUUUACUUACAUAACACACGCUGGUUAAUCAGGUGAAUCAGGUGUCGACGCUAAGCUGAUCGUACGGGAUUUCUUGUGACGUCACAGAUAUUAGCUAAUCAAAGCACAAUUUCUAGAACGGUGAGAAAAUGUUCAUUUGUUUUUGUUGUUUUUUUUUAGCUAUAAACCUAUUUGUGCUGUUGGUUUGUGGAUGUUGGAGGAUAAACAGAGAUAUUAACAGAUAAUUAAGAGUUUUGUCAGAUUGAUGAGUCUUACAUGACUGUUGGAUAUUUGUGGAAACUUUAGUGCAGAAUUUAUUGAAUGUAAUGCGCUUUUUUAAAAUGUAAUUUAAUUUUUAUUACUCGGAUGCCUCAGUUUAAAUAGAUCACGCUUCUUUGUUUAGAUCCUCUAAUGAACUUAAAGCUGAUUUAAAUCUUC
Molecule: messenger RNA, 7316 nt
Organism: Ictalurus punctatus (channel catfish)
Lineage: Eukaryota; Metazoa; Chordata; Actinopteri; Siluriformes; Ictaluridae
Gene: zbtb21
Product: zinc finger and BTB domain containing 21
Exons: 2
Coding region: 146-3136 (996 amino acids)
Biological process (GO): regulation of transcription by RNA polymerase II
Cellular component (GO): nucleus
Molecular function (GO): protein binding; RNA polymerase II cis-regulatory region sequence-specific DNA binding; DNA-binding transcription factor activity, RNA polymerase II-specific
Source: RefSeq, a predicted model, not a curated record